AUGGUAAUCGACGACAAAAAGGCAAGAGAUGGAAGACCUGAUCCUGAGAGAACUGAUCUUCCUGUUCUGCAGAAGUAUGUUGAGUCGGUAGCGGAAGUCUUCAUCAUUAAGAGUGCAGGAAGACUUCCGGAUCAGCUCAAGAAGGAGCUGGAACAACCGACGAACGGCGUAAAGAAAAGUCGGAGAAUGGAGAGAACAGACUUUUUGCGUUCUCGGAGUACACUGAGUCGGCACCGGAAGCUCUCAUUGCAGUUGUAUGGGAAGUCUUCCGGAUCAGCUCUAGAAGGGGCUGGAAAAGCCGACAAACGGCGUACAGAAAAAUCGAAGAGUGCAAGACUUCAUGAUCCAAGAACAGCAACAGAAACAAGACCUCAAGAGCGUCGACGUAAGUCACGUAAUAACGCGAUGAAUUCUGUGAGAAACCUUCAGCAUCGACAAUGA
Molecule: messenger RNA, 441 nt
Organism: Thelazia callipaeda (thelaziosis nematode)
Lineage: Eukaryota; Metazoa; Nematoda; Chromadorea; Rhabditida; Thelaziidae
Source: the annotation of a GenBank genome assembly